CAGCGUUUCAUUUGCUCAACGGAACGAACUCCUCGUUUCUCCUCUCCUCUUCACUUCAGCCACCACUUCCUUCAUGCUCUUUGUUCGCUCGCUGUUCUUGAGCUAACCUUCAUCAAAAUGCGAUUCCUCAGACCUCGUGGCAUCGCUGAUGGUUUCCUCAGGGAUGCGGGUUCUUCGGCCGGAACUUCCGGUUGCGUUCGCGGUAGAAUUUAUGAGCUCGUCCGGGGCGGUGCCGCGGUGGCCCGUACUCCGUUGAGGGGGGUGAGGUUUAUGGUCACCAGCUGCAGGGCGGUGCUGCUGCCGCGGUUCGGCGGGCCCGAGGUGCUGGAGCUCCGAGAGAACGUGGCGGUGCCUGAUCUCAAGCCCAAUGAGGUCCUCGUCCGCGCUCGGGCCGUGUCGGUCAACCCGCUCGAUACUAGAAUGCGUUCAGGCUAUGGUCGGUCAAUAUUUGAACCGCUUCUACCUCUAAUUCUGGGUCGGGAUAUUAGUGGAGAAGUUGCGGCUGUUGGAGCUUCUGUGCGGUCAAUGAGAGUUGGACAGGAAGUUUUUGGUGCGCUGCAUCCAACUGCUGUGAGGGGUACCUACACCGACUAUGCUAUUCUUUCUGAAGAUGAACUUACCCGAAAACCGGAGUCAAUCACGCAUACAGAAGCCAGCGCCAUACCUUUUGCUGCACUUACAGCAUGGCGAGCUUUGAAAAGUACUGCUAGGAUAAGUGAAGGGCAAAGGGUGUUGGUAAUCGGUGGUGGAGGGGCAGUUGGCUUUGCUGCAGUUCAGCUUGCAGUGGCUGCUGGCUGCCACGUCUCUACUACUUGUGGAGGUGAAAGUGUAGAACGUGCCUUGGCUGCUGGAGCUCAGCAGGCAGUUGACUACAUGGUUGAGGACAUUGAGUUGGCUAUUAAAGGGAGGUUUGAUGCUGUCUUGGAUACUAUAGGCGCACCAGAAAUGGAGAGAAUAGGCAUAAAUCUUUUGAGGAGAGGUGGCCAUUAUAUGACCCUUCAGGGGGAAGCAGCGUCACUUGCUGAUAGGUAUGGACUAGCUAUUGGGCUCCCGGCAGCUACAGCCAUCUUACUGAAGAAACAGUUCCAGUAUCGAUAUUCUCUUGGAAUAGAGUAUUGGUGGACAUAUAUGAGGGCUGACUCAGAAGGUCUGAAUGAGAUCCGUCAGCUGUGUGAAGCCAAGAAGCUGCACAUUCCUGUUGACAAGACAUUCCAUAUUGCACACGUGCGGGAGGCUCACGAAGCUAAAGACAAGAGACUUGUUCCCGGAAAAGUCGUCCUGGAACUGGACUGAAGGAGCUCGACCCUCUUACAGAGAAUGCAAGAUAGUGUGUUAUUCUGAUGUCCUUGAGUGAAAUUUUCUUAGCGGUUCCUUGAACUUCUGUUGGGAGAGCGAAAAUGCAAUGCAAAGGCUCUUUCCAGAUAAUAAGUGCCAAGAAUUCUGUAAAUAGGAAAGUGCGUUUACUUGAAUUGUUUCUUGUACUGAUUGAGAAUUUGUAGAUCUAUCCGAUAAAUGAACCUGGAAUCUGAGAACAUACGCCAAAUCUAUAUGGUCACAAUUGAAUGAAGGCCAACCUUUUUAUUCCCUA
This is a messenger RNA of Punica granatum (pomegranate), 1588 nucleotides long. Lineage: Eukaryota; Viridiplantae; Streptophyta; Magnoliopsida; Myrtales; Lythraceae. The record is from RefSeq and is a predicted model, not a curated record.